GCAGCAGGCUUGGAGGGUGCUCCGAGGCAGACAGACGCGUUCUUGUAUAACAUCACCGCCGGCCCACGACAUUGAGCCCUGUGGCCGAGAAGCAUUGCACACCGCGCGCUUGGACUCGUCGAAGAACAACACGCGCACAGAACACAGACCAAACAUCCGCACCCCCCUGACCCAGAAUCGGCCGCAAUGGCCACCGUCGCGGGCAAGACGCCGCCUCCGGUGCAGCUCCCCGAGACGUCGCUCUGGGCAAACAGGAAAUGUCUGAUCAUCUGCAGCGUCGUGGCCAUCGCCAACAUGCAGUACGGGCUCGACUCGGCGUGCCUCGCCAGUCUCCAGGCCAUGCCGGGGUUCCUGAUCGUGUUCGGACACCCCGACGCCAAGGCGGCGGGCGGCUAUGCGAUUGAUCCCACGUUCCAACAACUGAUCGGGUCGUUCCUGACCCUCGGCGCGUUCCUCUCGUCCAUCUUCGCGGGCGCGUUCGCGCACUUCUUCGGCCGCAAGCCGGCGCUCUGGGUCGCGUGCCUGCUGACGGCGGUCGGGGCGGCGAUCCAGAUCGGCACCGACAGCCAGGCGGCCGUCAUCGUCGGGCGGCUGGUGCUGGGCAUCGGCAACGGCUUCCUCGUCACCUUCUCCAACAUCUACAGCGCCGAGGCGUCGCCGGCCCACCUGCGCGCCGUCAUGGUCGCCCUGUUCUCCGAGUGGGUCAACAUCGGGAGCAUCACCGGCGCCGCCGUCACCAACGCCACCUCCAAGGUGCUCGACAAGUCGUCGUACCAGAUUCCCCUGGGCAUCCAGUUCAUCGUGCCGGCGCUGCUGGCUAUUGGCCUGUUCUUUGUGCCCGAGUCGCCGAGGUAUCUCAUCAACCGCGGAAAGCUAGAAGAGGGGCGCCGGGCCCUGGCCACGCUGCGGGGCGACUCGCUGACGCCGGCCGAGUUCGAGCUCGAGUACGUCGAGAUGGUCAUGGGCAUUGAGCAGGAGAAGAAGCUGCUCAAGUCGGUGCGGCCGCUGGACAUGUUCAAGGGCACCGACCUGCGCCGGACGCUGCUCUGCUACGGCGUCAUCGCGACGCAGACAGCCUCGGGGUCCUGGUUCCUCAUCAGCUACACGACCUACUUCAUGGUGGUGUCGGGCCUGCCGAUCGACCAGGCGUUCAAGUACUCCAUCAUGAAGACGUGCUUCGGCUUCGUGGGCGUCAACGUGGGCAUCUACCUGAUGCGCUACGUGCUGGGGCGGCGCCAGAUGAUGAUGACGGGGGCGCUGUUCCAGGGGCUGUUCCUGCUGGGCAUGGCCAUCACGGCGAGCACGGUACCGGGGACCGUGAUUGCGCGCAACAGCGUCAUUGCCUUUGUGUCGCUGUACAUGUUUGCGUACAACGCCUUUGUCGGCGUGGCCAGCUAUCCGGUCGCGACGGAGCUCGUGAGCACGCGGCUGCGGUCGUGGACGGUGGGGUCGUCCAUCAGCCUGGGCUACUUUCUGGCCUGGCUCACCGGCUUCUGCUCGCCGUACUUUAUCAACCCGGACAAGCUCAACUGGGGCGCCAAAUACGGCUACAUAUGGGCCGCGUCCAAUAUCGCCUGCGGCGUGUUCUUUUUCUUCUUCCUCCCCGAGCUGAAAGGCCGAACGCUGGAAGAGAUUGACGAGCUGUUUGAGCGGCGCAUCGGGGCGUGGAAGUUCAAGGGAACCAAGACCAACAUCAUGGACGAGGCGCUGAAGGAGGUGCGGGAGCAAGGCCCGGCGCUGCACGGAGAGAAGUCGUCGGUUGGCAUGGUGGAAAAUGUGGAAAGGUCGGACAAGGACGAGAACUGAGGGCCUUGCAUUGUCCGUCUGCGGCAUGAGCAAGAGCGGACAUCAUCAAUCUGCGGGCCAGGUCUUUGCGGCACGGAGAUUAGAACUAAUUAGAAAAUUUGCCCGU
This is a messenger RNA of Lasiosphaeria miniovina, 1912 nucleotides long. RefSeq names its product general substrate transporter. Gene Ontology annotation, biological process: carbohydrate transport; transmembrane transport. The transcript is spliced from 4 exons. NCBI's taxonomy places the organism in Eukaryota, Fungi, Ascomycota, Sordariomycetes, Sordariales, Lasiosphaeriaceae. Bases 187 to 1806 code for a protein of 539 amino acids. Gene Ontology annotation, molecular function: carbohydrate:proton symporter activity. The record is from RefSeq and is a predicted model, not a curated record. Gene Ontology annotation, cellular component: membrane.